AUGGUUCCAGGAAUAAUACGUGAAACUUUCCGAAACUUCAUGAGCUAUACCAGUAUCCACGGCCUAGGUCGACUCUCCGAGGCGCGUUACUGGAUACAGAAAAUCUUCUGGUUUGUCGUCUGUCUGACCUCCUUCAGUGCAUGCACUUAUCAAAUAACCAAACUCGCAGCACAGUUCAGGAGAAUACCUCUGAACACCAAAAUACAGAUAGUUCACGAAAACCAAGUUUUCCCUGCCGUUACAUUCUGUGACCUAAAUCCACUCCUUUACUCGGAGGUAAAGAAAUGGCCACCAGUGUUUCAAAUUAUCGAAGAACUAUCGGAGUUUUGGGAAAUAAAUCUGACCCAGUUUCAGAAUCCGGCCUAUAGUGAGGUACGUGAUGUGGAUAGUAGUGAGGGUUUUUAA
This is a messenger RNA of Mizuhopecten yessoensis (Yesso scallop), 405 nucleotides long. Its product is annotated as degenerin-like protein asic-2. Gene Ontology annotation, biological process: sodium ion transmembrane transport. Gene Ontology annotation, cellular component: membrane. Lineage: Eukaryota; Metazoa; Mollusca; Bivalvia; Pectinida; Pectinidae. Gene Ontology annotation, molecular function: ligand-gated sodium channel activity. The transcript has 2 exons. The coding region runs from base 1 to 405 and encodes 134 amino acids. The record is from RefSeq and is a predicted model, not a curated record.